Molecule: messenger RNA, 2723 nt
Organism: Cheilinus undulatus (humphead wrasse)
Lineage: Eukaryota; Metazoa; Chordata; Actinopteri; Labriformes; Labridae
Gene: mansc1
Product: MANSC domain containing 1
Exons: 4
Coding region: 143-1531 (462 amino acids)
Source: RefSeq, a predicted model, not a curated record
UGCUGGCAGCAGACCCACGUUUUUUUUGUCAGAAGUUAAUGAGGAAAGCUUUGUUUGCUUCAAGAAAUGUAUUUGUGUGGAUCUCUGCCCUUCUGCGUCCAACUCUGAGCUGAUCCUGAUCACAGACCGUCUACCUGCAGACAUGUCUCCUCCAGCUUCCUGUUCUCGCUCAUGGACGCUCCGGCUCCUCCUAACCGCUCUGCUCGUGCUGACCAUGAUGACAUCACUUCCUGUGUCGGCGGUCGAAGCGGAGACAUGUUUCUCCAGACAGCACCAGGGCGUGAUCGUAAACGUCAGACUGGCUUUAAACAGACCGACCACGGUGAUGGAUGCCCGCGGUGUCCGCUCGGAGAGGGACUGUGUGCUCGCCUGCUGCUCCGAGGAGGUCAAACCAGGUGCAAAGUGCAACAUGGCGGUGUUCAACUCAAAGAAACAUGCAGGUGAAGAUAACUGCUUCCUGUUUCACUGUCAGACGGAGCAGGACUGUCCUCUGAUGAAGGCUCAGGAAGGCAUUAACACCUACGACAUCUACAAAGGUUUGAUUCAUCCAACCACAGUGAGAACUUCUUCUACAACAUCCACGACCACUACGACUACACCAACGACAACCACCACAACACCCACAACCACCACUACAACUACAACCACCACACAGAGUACGACGACGCCAACAACCACCACAACGACGACACCAACCACCACCACCACCACUACCACCACCACACAAGCUCCCACCACCACCACUACAACACAGCCUCCUCCACCCAUCAUCAUCAUCGCCACCAUGCCUCCAGUGACUUUACCACCACCAACCCCAACAACUACAACAACCACAAUGCCAGCUACAACUACAACCACCACAACCACCACAACAUCGAUGAAGAAACCAAUCAGGCCUGGCAGGAAGCAGAGUAAACCCGCCAAGAAGGUAAAACCACAUCCUGUCGUCACCACCACCACUCCACCACCCCCUCCAGCUCCUACCGUUCCAUUUGUUAUCGUAACGGCUGCACCAAGAACUACAGAGGAGCUACAGCCGGAAACUACAACUACCACAACGACUACGACGACAACACCAACUACGACUACGACUACAACUACAACCACGCCAACAACAACUACAACAACCACCCGUCCUACAACGACUACAACAACCACCCGUCCUACAACGACUACUACAACCACAACACCCACAACGACUACUACAACCACUCCUAAAACUACAACAACAACCACCCAGGCGCCAACGACGAGGACGACUCAAGCAGCAAGCCUCAUCAUCGUCCCAAAAGGCGCUGUCCAAUCAGACCACCCCCUCCAGCCUGACCGCGCCCUCCAGAACUCUGGCAUUAACCCAGGGAAAGCGGUGGCAGCAAGGGGGGCGGUGAAGAGUGGCGUGGUGGCGUUCAUGGUGCUUGGGCUCGCUUUCCUCACGCUGGCUCUGGCGGUAGGGGGGAGGAAAGCGAUGGAGUCGUUCGACAGGCGCCAUUACACAAGACUGGAGCUGAACGACCUGCACUACGAGGUGUGAUGAGGGAAAAAAAUCAACAAGGGGUCUUUGGUUUUUAUGAUGGAAGCUCAGAGGGACAAAAAGCAGGACUCACCAUAAGUUAAUGUUUGUUUUAUGACAUUUUGAUUUCUUAAAGUGCACAAAGUUACACAACAGUUGAAUGUCGACUUACAGAGUAAAAGGCGGGGCUAAAGAGGAAGGUCGUCAAUCCUUUUAUCAAUAUCACAUGUUCAGAACAAUAUCUUUUAUUUCAAGGGUGAUUUGAGUUUAAAGAACAGAAGCUUAAAAAACAUUCAAAAUUGCCAGUAAACACCUGCCCUGUCUAAAAUGACAAAUACAUUCACGUUGCCAAUGUAUUUGUGCAAUUUAGACAGUAAUUAAAAGAAGAAAUUGCCUAGGACUUCAGCUUUCGUUCCUUUGGUUUCAAAAAGAUGUUAAUAUUGAGUUUAGCGAGGAUUAAAUCAAAGUUCAAAAUUCUGACAUCAUCACAACCCUCUUGAGGAGAAUCCUUGAUCCUGAUUGGCUAGAGGGUGUGCAUUAUUUUGCAGUAACCACACAGCUCUGGGAUAGUGCCCUUUAGUAUAUUUACACCUUUACUAUUGUCUUUAUACUCUCAAAUAUGAGUAGAAAAGAGCAUCAUUGAGUGUAAGACAGAAAUUAUUUUAAAAUAAUAAUUCCAAGUUGAAUUGUUUUAGUGAUAAAGCAAUUCUACGGCCGCAUAUUAGGGCCAUUCUUAAAUUAAGAUAAUGAAUAAAAGGAGCCGUUAAUUUCCAAGAAAAGUACAGACUUAUUACCCCUAAUUUAUCAAACUUAUUGCAGAUUUGUGUGUGGAAAUCAACUUACAACAAAGUCCACAUAUGAUUCCUGAAACAUGCAUAUCUGGCCUGUUAGAGCUUAUGAACCAACGGUUGUUGAUAAAUACGGUUGCUGAAAGUAAUCGUCAUUUUCUAACAUAACUGUGCGCCUCGGCCGGUCCACAAUCCCCCAAGAAUCAGAAAAAUCCAUUCUCCCCUCCUCUUUCUCCACCUUUUGGAAAAUGUGUGCUGAAACAAGCCAGAUUUUUCCCUCAUGAUGUCAUGUGGGGAGUUAGCCCCGCCCCCAGGUUCGGCUGGCCAUACGUACAUGGAAGAAGGUUCUGCCCUCCUUUCCUGGUCCACCUGCAGCUGAGAGGGGGAGGAUCAGGAGAACCACAUCCAUGAAGCCACAUCCAUUU